ACCGGUAUACCAGCGACAACAAGCUCAAAGAGCAAAGUAAAAAGUACAAGUGCCGGUAAACCGCCGACAUUGCACGAUAUCGGUACUUGAAAGAUGGCAUUAAAAUCGUGUCAAAGGGCAUUAUUUCAGGUUCUUCAAAGUAGAAUUAGCGGUAACAGUUUAGGAGCGAGAGCUGUGCUGUUGCGAAACAUGUCUUCCGACUCACCACUCAACUACAACUAUGAGACACUGGCAGUGACCCAGCCAAAGGAUUAUGUCAAGCAAGUGGAGAUGAACAGACCUGAGAAAAGAAAUGCCAUGAACCAGACAUUUUACAGAGAAAUGAGGGAGUGUUUCAGACAGUUGGCUGUGGAUGGGGAUUGCAGGGUGGUUGUGCUGACGGGAGCUGGGAAAAUGUUUACUGCAGGUCUAGAUCUGAUGGAUACCAUGGGUCUCUUCUCUGGUGACUUGGAGGUUGGACGUAAAGCUAUGGCCCUGAAGCAAAAGGUGUCUGAAAUGCAGGAGUCAUACACAGUCAUGGAAAAGAGCCUGAAGCCUGUCAUUGCAGCAGUCCAUGGUGGCUGUAUAGGCGGAGGGCUUGACAUGAUCACUGCUUGUGAUAUCCGACUGUGCACACAGGAUGCCUGGUUCCAAAUCAAGGAAGUAGAACUAGGACUUGCUGCCGAUCUAGGAACACUACAGAGGUUUCCCAAGAUCAUUGGCAACGAUAGUUGGCUGAGGGAGAUCGUCUACACAGCCAGAAAGUUCAGCAGCGAUGAAGCGAGAGAGAGGGGACUUGUCAGUGGUAUCUUUGAGACGAGAGAGGCGAUGCUAGAGGGCGCCAUGGAAAUCGCCUCCCUGAUCGCGAGCCGGAGCCCCAUCGCUGUGCAGACCUCCAAGGCUAGCCUAUUGUUUUCCAGAGACCACGGGGUACCAGAUGGUCUAAAUGAUGUGACAACGUGGAAUGCAAGCAUGUUACAGAGCGAAGACUUGAUGAAAGCCAUCUCUGCAGCUAUGCAGAAGAGCGAACCCACAUUCUCGAAGCUUUAGCCCAACAGGGAUGCGCGACCUCUGGAGUGCUGCGGUAUAUCAAAUCUGCCCAAAGCGCCCUCUAAUGACUAUAUGGAUAUCAGACCAAAUGAUCUUGUAGACGAAUCCAGAAGCAAGUUCGGGCAAGUACUAUGGUUAACCAUAGUUUUACUGUCUUCACUGGAACACAUGAUGGUUGGCCUACUCUAGUCGACUAUUUGGAACCGGAGCUAGGGGCACGAUUCAUUCACUGGUUACCAAUAGCCACGGGCAUCAUAACACACAGCAGGGAGCCAGGAUCAAGAAGUUUUGUGAUGGCAUUUUGACCAUCGUUUGACUAGAGGCGUUCGCAUGUUGCUAUUAGUGUGCAGGCGUAAGUUAUGUCGCAAAAAUGACAAAUCAACCACUAGUAGACUAAUGGUCCUUGCCCGAACUUGCUCUUUAAUGUAACGCUUGAUUUGACCCAUGUUAGCUGUGGUAAACUAAUGUUUUAAUAAGAUUAUAAGACCCAAAUUGAAUGGCACUUUUCUGGGUCUCUUUUGUACAAAAAGCACACUGCGACACUCAACAAAAUGAAAUGGGUUGAAUGUAAUUACAUGCAUUGCUCAGAUGUUUUAAUUACAUAGAAGUUGAUUUAUUUUACACACAACUGUUUAUUAAAAAAAAAAUCAAAUUACGAUUGUACGGUUUGAACAGUUUAAAAAUUAAUUGAUACUGGCAGGUUUGUGGUACCACCACGUUAUACACAGGAGAACACUAUUUUAACGAAGAAAAAAAAAA
Messenger RNA from Patiria miniata (bat star), 1788 nucleotides. RefSeq names its product delta(3,5)-Delta(2,4)-dienoyl-CoA isomerase, mitochondrial-like. The record is from RefSeq and is a predicted model, not a curated record. Gene Ontology annotation, cellular component: mitochondrion. The transcript has 8 exons. NCBI's taxonomy places the organism in Eukaryota, Metazoa, Echinodermata, Asteroidea, Valvatida, Asterinidae. Gene Ontology annotation, molecular function: delta(3,5)-delta(2,4)-dienoyl-CoA isomerase activity. Bases 94 to 1029 code for a protein of 311 amino acids.